Molecule: messenger RNA, 1433 nt
Organism: Racocetra persica
Lineage: Eukaryota; Fungi; Glomeromycota; Glomeromycetes; Diversisporales; Gigasporaceae
Source: the annotation of a GenBank genome assembly
AUGUAUUCAUAUAUAACUUACAAUUGGUAAAAAAUGUUGGUGGCGAGGGUUUGUUUGGUGUCUCAUUGAUCGUUCAUUUAUCAUCGGUCGUUUUGAGAGCCUUGACUCCUCCAUUUGGAAAAAUGGUAGCAGAGGAACAAAAGUUAGAGGGUGAAUUCCGGUUUACACACUCGCGUCUCAUCGAGAAUGCUGAAGAAAUUGCCCUCUAUUCUGGCCAUGAAGUUGAAAAGUCCAUCCUAGAUCGUAAUUACUUUGCUUUAAUCAAGCAUAUUAACAGAAUUUUCCGUAAACGUAUUUACCACGGAAUGCUGGAAGAUUUCAUAAUUAAGUAUUUCUGGGGUGCUAUGGGAUUGGUUCUUUGUUCGGUACCCGUUUUCUUUACUAUAUCGGGUAACAAAAAGGACAAUCUUGGUUCGCGUGCAGAAGGAUUUAUAACCAACCGUAGAUUGUUGAUGAGUUCAUCCGAUGCAGUUGGUCGUAUUAUGUAUUCAUACAAAGAAAUUGCAGAAUUAGCUGGAUACACCGCUAGAGUUUCAGAACUCUUGGAUGUUUUUGAAGAAGUUAAAGCUGGCCGGUUUAAAAAACAACUCGUUUCAUCAGUUUCGAUUGAAGAGAACGCUAAAGUAUUAUCUGGUCGUGGAACUGUCAUCGAAGAUGAAAACAUUGAAUUCACCGAUGUUCCAAUCGUUUCUCCAAAUGGCGACGUUUUGCUAAAAAAAUUGAGUUUCCAUGUAAAACCUGGGAUGCACUUGUUAAUUGUUGGUCCAAAUGGAUGUGAUAUUUAUGAAUGGUUAAUAAAUUUGCGUCCUUAUGUUGUUGUAGGUGGUACAGUUCACAGGCCAAAUCCAAAGGAUAUUUUUUAUAUCCCACAACGGCCUUAUUUAUCACAUGGUAAUGUUACAGACAAAGAUUUGCAAGAAAUUCUAGACGUAGUUCAAUUAAAUAGUAUUGUUGAUCGCGAAGGUGGUUGGGAUAAAGAACGUGAGUGGAAAGACGUUCUUGCAGGUGGUGAUAAGCAAAAAAUUGCAAUGGCGCGAUUAUUUUACCAUCGUCCAAAAUAUGCAAUUCUGGAUGAAUGUACAAGCUCUGUUGGUUUGGAAAUCGAGAAAAUUAUGUACACACACGCUACUAAUCUGGGUAUUUCUUUAUUAACUGUUUCUCAUCGUCCAUCGCUUUGGAAAUAUCAUAACUAUAUUCUACAGUACGAUGGACAAGGUGGUUAUGUGUUCACUCAACUUGACGCCAAACGUAGGUUGGAAUUACAAGAAGAAAAACAAAGUCUUGAACAGAAAUUAAUUGAGGUGCCAAAAUUACAAUCGAGAUUAGAACAAUUGAAAGAAAUGUUGCGAGAACGAGAAAUUUUAGUAAAUAACCAAGGUGGAAGUACAACACCUUAUAAUCAAGAUAGUGUCUCAUCUUUUGGUUUAAAAUAA